GUUCUCUCUCUGUCUCUCGAUCGAGCGACGCGUUGAAAUGAAAUCGCGUCGCGCGCGAGACUAGGAGAGGACGGGAGAGCAGCGAGAAACUAAAUUGCGAUCCCAUCAUCAUCAUCAUCCCCGGAAUCCAUCAGUCUUCCUAUCACUCAUAUCCCUCACAUCAACCUCGUCACCAGUUACCAGGGUAUACAAGGCCAGCCCUCUCUUGCUCACCUUCUUGAGGGUGGUAAUUACAUAGGAUAUCGACGUCGAGAUACCGCGCAACAAUAGCGAUCGAAAACGCACAGUAGAGCCUCCGAUACCGGCUAUUGCAGCAAGAUGGAUGGUUCUGGGCGAACAGACAUGAUCGAGACCAACCAGAUACAUCACCUACCUAUCAAAAUCACCUAUCGCCAUCCGUCGCACGACCAACCGCUCUUGGCGACAUCGACAUCAGACGUACCCGUCUUUGUUCACGAUCAAGAGAAGAGGCCGGCGAGGCUUCCACACGACUCGUACGACACGUUUCGAGGUAGUGUCAGUCUGAAGGAUGUGCUCAAGGUCGUGUGCCGGGCAUCACCGGAGAUCAUACCCUCGACGCAGAUUAGCGAUGGAUCAGUCUACAUACCCAGCCGACAGCCCGAUAAGGUCAAUAAUACACCAGAACCACGUCCGAUCCUCUCCAAGAGACUCGCUCGCCUGAGUCGGCCCUCGUUCACGUCCUCGUCGGACGGAUUGACGCCAGCUCUCACUUCCUCUUCUUCGAGCUAUCGCGAUCAGGAUCGAACCGGGUUUUCCAUCCCGUCGACUCCCGUAUUCUAUCCCGACGCUCUGGACUCAUCACCUGGAUUUCCACCUGCGUCGGAACUCGAUCCCUUUCAGAGUUCGCCUGCCGUGAUGAGGUAUCCCUCUCGGCGGCUGGGCGGAGCCAGGCGCGGGUCCUCCUCAUCGAGCAAACCUCUGGUCGUCCCUACUCCUUGGACGGGCAAGGGUACCCUGUUCGAUGUGCUGACCGAGCCGGGCCAGGGAAAGACGUUGGUCACUUGUAGCGUGGUUCGGACGGCAGAUUUCGCGCCUCGUCGCAAGUCGGUGAUGAAAGAGAGCUCGUCGCACAACAUUACCCAGCCGGAAGAACCUCUCGAUGAGAACGACGGUUUGGCAGCUCUUCUUAUGAAGGAGGCGGACGAGGCCGAAGGUUCCGGGGACGAGGAGAACCAUGUGGGAUCGCGGGAUACGUCGACCGGUUGGGGACUGCUAGUCGAGAUCAAGUUGAGAAAUCUCGGUCGGCCGGUCUCCCUGGAGCAGACGUCGAGGUUGAGGACUGCAGUCUUUGGUGAAAAGUCUCGGCCGGGUUCGUACCGGAGGGUCGAGACGGCUGCUGCCAGGAAGUUUCAUGAGGUAGCGGGAGAUUCCCGGCAGGGUAGGAACGCUACCGACAUGCGUAAACCCCGGAUCAAGGCGGAUAGGAUCGACGUCAAGGCUAGUCUCGCUCGCAAGACGCCCAGCCAGAUGGUCGAAGUUGCGCCUGCCUCGUCUUUAACACCCGGGACUUCGCUCGGUUUCAGCAGUCUAGGCUUGGAUUCGUCCGAUCCCGACCGGAUGAGCACCAUCGACGAGAUUCGCAGAGGAUUGGAUUCCGAUGCUCUAUUACCCGUAGCAAGUUCGAUCCCUCAGCGCUACCCUGCAGCUUUGUCCGCGUCUUCCUCUCUCAAGCGGAAAAGCCUGGCCAUACCGCAUGACCAGAUUCCUCGUAAUCGGAGAGGACCGAAUCUGGUGGGCGACUGGAAAAGAAGAAAAACCGAGCAAGACGAGCGAAGCAAGCAUCGCGCUCCUUCCCCUUCGAUCAAGCUGGAACCGUCUUCGUCUCUUGUAAACGACAUCGACAAGUCGUUACCGAGUGACGUCUCUUCGAGGCGGAUCUCGCCCUCGAAGACGGCGAAAGCCGGUGACAAGCGAUCGCUGCUCGAAGCGAUAGUCUCCUCGUCGUCCGGUCGCAUCUGCAAGGUCGAACCGCCUAGUCCUGAAGCAAACGUUCUUUCGGCGUUGCCCAAAUCUUUUAGCCAACCGAGCAGAAGGGAGUCUGGUAACACCGGGCGCAAGUCUGCUGUCCCCAUGAGCGAGCCUGCCAUACCGCAGAACGGCUCAAAUUCGAUCCGUCCUAUAGGCAGUCUCUUCCGCCCGCGACCCAACAUGAAGAGGACUUUGUCCGAGAUAGCCGAACGGGAAUCUCAGAGGCGUGCAACACAGGUAGAUGCGGCCGACGACUCUGACGAUCUCACCGAGAGCGUGUCGCAAUCUCUGGCUGCCGUUGAACCCAUUCAUGCGCUACUGCAAGCUCGUUCCCGGGCACCACCAGCCACCUUGAACAAUCUGUUCGCACAAGCUGAAGACAGAUCCAUCUGGACGCGCGACGGAAUCGCGUGGGGACAGCCGCUGGGGAUUUCCUCUUUGGCGUCCACCUCGAAUCCCGCUACCUUGCCUUUUUCGGACGACUCGAGUAGCUCCAAGACUCUUCAAUUCAGUCCUCGGGAACCGCCCGCUGCCUUUGCUGAGCAGUGGUUACAGGCUCCAGAUCUCGAUCACCUGUUUGGCCUAGACGUCCACGCGCCCAACAACGACCUAGCCCCGAAUCAUCCAUCUGGGUCAUGGGAGAUCGGGAGCUCAGCGGUGACUUUGGGUAGCUCUAACAACGCUGGGUUUCCCUUUGCCGACGAAGCGUUCGCCUUCUUCGAUUCAACUUACACGAGCGAUUUCGACCUCCCGUCGCUCUAUUCACCAGUCGACUUUUCCCAACUUCCGCCCUCGUCACCACCUCAGAGCGAAUCGGAACUGCCUCACUCUGUAUUGCUCAUGUCGUCUCCUCCGGAAGGAUCUGGCUUGGCAGACACGCCCAUCGAAAUCAUCUAA
Molecule: messenger RNA, 2886 nt
Organism: Filobasidium floriforme
Lineage: Eukaryota; Fungi; Basidiomycota; Tremellomycetes; Filobasidiales; Filobasidiaceae
Exons: 3
Coding region: 319-2886 (855 amino acids)
Source: RefSeq, a predicted model, not a curated record